AUUUGCACUUCCCGGGAAGGUUCCUGCACAGCCUGGGCACCAGGGUUGCAUCAUCAGAUUACAGCCUCGGGCUACAAGGUGCCCCGUGCUUCUUGGUUCGGGUAUCUGAUACCUGAUAGCAGCUCAGGCUUCCUGCGUGUUUGCUUGCCCCUGCUCCACUCAGUUUGAGCUGGAUGCUCUGCUGAUGCCUUCUCUCUGCCUCUGCGUGUUUUCUGUGGACUGGCUUUUAGUACUAGGAGCUCUCCUAGAGAGUCCUGAAGACUCCAGCAAGUCCUGAACAUUGCUCCUUGGGUAAUGUGAUUCUGCAGAGUAACCGAGACCCUUUAAUGAGCAUUCCUGUUCUCAGGUGUGUGGUAAAAAUGGUGCAGAAAUACCAGUCCCCAGUCCGAGUCUACAAAUACCCUUUUGAGCUCGUCAUGGCAGCAUAUGAAAAGCGCUUUCCUACGUGUCCAGAGAUCCCAGUUUUCCUGGGGAGUGAAAUCCUGCAUGAAUCCAGGAGUGAGGAUGGGGCUAUACACAUCAUUGAGCGGAGCUGCAAGCUGAAUGUGGAUGCUCCAAGGCUGCUCAAGAAGAUUGCAGGGGUAGAAUAUGUUAUCUUCAUCCAGAAAAACACAGUCAACUGGAGGGAGAGAACUCUGCGCAUUGAAGCCCACAAUGAGACUUUUGCCAACCGUGUCGUUGUCCUGGAGACUUGUAACUACUCAGUUCACCCUGAGAACGAGGAGUGGACUUGCUUUGAACAGUCAGCAUCUCUUGACAUCAAGUCAUUUUUUGGCUUUGAGAGCACAGUGGAAAAAAUUGCCAUGAAACAGUACACUUCUAACAUCAAGCGGGGCAAGGAAGUGAUUGAACACUAUCUGAAGGAGCUCAUCUCCCAAGGCAUCACCUUCAUCCCCCGCUGGACACCUCCUGCAGCCUGUGGACAGAAGGAUGAGAAAGCCCAGGCUGCUGGAGCUGCUGCUGCUGCUGUACCACUUGAAUCUGGGGCUGGUGGAACUACCAAAGAGCAAACUGGCAGCUCCUGCCCUCCAGCAGAAGCUGUCAGCCCUGAUGCUGACAAACUGGAUGCUGAUUACAUAGAGCGCUACCUGGGCCAGCUGACUCCGAUGCAGGAGAGCUGCUUGAUCCGUCUGCGCCAGUGGCUUCAAGAAACUCACAAAGGCAAGAUCCCCAAGGAUGAACAUAUCCUCCGAUUCCUGCGGGCUCGGGAUUUCAACAUUGACAAAGCUCGGGAAAUGCUCUGCCAGUCUCUGUCUUGGAGAAAGCAGUACCAGGUGGAUUGCAUCCUGCAGUCCUGGAGGCCCCCAGCCCUCCUAGAUGAAUACUACACGGGAGGAUGGCAUUAUCAAGACAAAGAUGGAAGGCCACUCUAUAUCCUUCGCCUUGGACAGAUGGACACAAAAGGUUUGGUGAAAGCCCUGGGAGAGGAAUCACUGCUGCGACACGUUCUAUCAAUUAAUGAGGAAGGACAAAAGAGAUGUGAAGAAAACACCAAUGUCUUUGGCCGUCCCAUCACAUCCUGGACAUGCCUGGUGGACUUGGAAGGGCUGAAUAUGCGGCACCUCUGGCGGCCAGGAGUUAAGGCCCUGCUUCGGAUAAUUGAGGUUGUAGAGGACAACUACCCUGAGACUCUGGGGAGGCUCCUGAUAGUGAGAGCACCCAGGGUUUUUCCUGUGCUCUGGACUCUGGUCAGUCCCUUUAUUAAUGAGAACACAAGGCAGAAAUUCCUCAUCUACAGUGGGAAUAAUUACCAGGGUGCAGGAGGGCUGGUAGACUAUGUGGACAAAGAUGUGAUCCCAGACUUCCUGGGAGGAGACUGCAUGUGCACUGUCCCAGAAGGUGGGCUGGUUCCCAAGUCACUCUAUCAGAUGGAAGAAGAGACAGAGAACUCUGAUCACAUCAGGUUAUGGACAGAAAAUAUCUACCAUUCUGCAAGUGUCCUCAAAGGAGCUCCACAUGAGAUAGUCGUGGAGAUUCUGGAAGGGGAAUCUGUCAUCACCUGGGACUUUGACAUCCUGAAGGGAGAUGUGGUGUUCAGCCUCUUUCACUCCAAACGAGCUCCUGAAACAAGGCACAAAGAAGCCACAUCACCCAGCACCUCUGCUGCUGAGGACAACACUCAGCUCAUUGCUAAAUCCUGGGUCCUGGGGGUGGAUUACAGCCCUGUGGAAUCUCCCCUGGUUUGUCGGGAAGGAGAGAGCAUCCAGGGUUCUCAUGUGACUCGCUGGCCUGGCUUUUACAUUCUCCAGUGGAAAAUGCAUGGCCCACUGCCCUCUUCUGGCACAAGCCUCCCUCGUGUGGAUGAUGUUCUUGCCUCUCUUCAAGUUUCCAGUCACAAGUGCAAGCUUAUAUACUACUAUGAGGUGCUGGCCUCCAAGGACUUCAGGGGAUCCAUGUCAAGCUUGGAAUCAUGCAACAGUGGCUUCUCCCAGCUGAGUGGUGCCACCACAUCUUCCAGCCAGUCCCAGAGCAGCUCCAGACUUUCCAGAUAGCAGGGCCAGGGCUCUGCUGGUGAGAAAAGAGAAAAAAAAUCCCUUGGGGCUUCCUGGCUGCCCCACUGCUGCUCUGUGCACCCAACCAAAGAGCCUCCAGGGGCUGAGCCUUGAGGCAGUUGUUUGUGUGACCACAGGUAGCAGCCAUUUGGACACAGAUGAGCUUCCUGGGAACUGUUUUAAAACAUUCAAAUGGCAGAUUGAGAAAUUUUCUAUCAGCUGCCUCCUUCUCAGUGGUCUUUUUUUCAGGAAUGGUGGUUUUUUUGGAUGAAUGGGAGUUUGCAUGAAUCCAUGGAUGACUCCACUUUAAAGGGCUCUUUCCAGUCAGUCCUUUUCCUACGUGUGGUAGAGGAGACUGAUGUUGCCUUAUCUGAUUGAAUCCUGUAGGACUAGAUUAUUCCUGUGUAGCAAAACUAAUCCAGUUUCCUGGGUGCCCAGAAUACCAAUUUACACAUCAGAAAGUAAAGUGGGCAUUUCAGAGACUUGAAGCAAACUGUAAAUACCUUAAUUACAGGUAGGAGGGUUCAGGAAUCAGAUCCAGGUCACACCUAAAACCUCUUCUGAUCUGACAAGAUGCUAUAAGGAAAUGUCUUGGUUUUUUAAAGCCACUAAGAUACAAAACUUAAAAUGUUUUUUCUAGAAAGUACAGGCAGAGGACCUGCCUCCACUCAGCAGCAUCUUUCUUAAAGAUAGACUCUUUUUUCCUCUUUCCUCAGGUUUACAAGCAAUAAUUAAUAGGUCUGACCCAUCUCAUCAAGGUGGGUGGGAACUGAAUCAAAUUAUAAAGGGCUAAGAAAAGCAAUAUUUUAUUUCCUGAAGGCACAAAAUUUUUAUGGCAGUAUUAUGGAACUUGCUUCUUUAAAACAUGAGCUAACUUGAAGAAAACUUAAAAAAAAAAACCCAAGCAUGUAUGGUUUUAAGCUCUUACUGAAAUGUAUUUAUUCAAAUACUAGCUUAUUUUAAAUUAAUUUUUAACUUAUUUAUAAUUUCAGAAAUUACUAUUUAUUAAAUCCAGUCACCUUUUUAAUGGGGUGAAGUUUGAUUUAGAAAGGAAUAACUGAUUGUCUUCAAUCUCAAGACAUCUUUCUACUUGAAUUCUCAUCUUUGUGAUCUUUGUUCUUGUGUAAAGGGCUGCACUGUUCCUAGCACUGGGGGUAAGGGCUGUGUUAUCUUUCCUUGCAAGAGAAGGUCAGUCCAGUGCUUUUUGGACUCUAGAGGGUUGUGUUUUUCAGGAUUAAGAAGCAAGGAAUCAUUUCAGGAGCUGUAACAAGAGAAUUCAUCUUUGUGACACACCAAAAAUACCAGGUUUGUUUGAGCUGAUGUGCAGCAAAGCUGCUCCUGAUCCAUUUAUGAGCAGACAGCUACACAUGUGCUUUCCACCAUGGCAGCAAAAUGAGAAAAGGUGUCAAACAGUCCUUUUUGGCAUCAUUUGCAGCUAGUGGGUGAGCUCAGGGUCCAGCUGUGCUGUGUGGAGACUCCUCACCCCCCAAGCUGGAGGUUCCCUCUGCACAGAUCUGCCUGCAGAAGGGUGGUGAGGACAUUGUCCCUGCCAUAGUUCAGGCUGUCCCAGAUGAGUGGCUUGUGUCCCAUGUGGCAAAUGUGGCCUAAACUGAAUGAAUUUCCAGUUCCCCAGCUGGGGAGCAGCACAAAAGCUUUGGACUUGGGGCAGGGGGAGGCACAGGCUGUGCUGGGAGUGUGGUUCCUUCCUCCAGCACAGCAAUCCAUGUGUCCAUGUUUCUCAGACAAGACUUGGGGGUUUUUUUCCCCCCCUCUCACCAAGUUUUUAUUGAUGUUGUUGGAAUCUGUGUGGUUUAAGAACAAGACACAUGUCUAGCAGUUCCUUCUAACCCUGCUUUUUUUUAAUAACUGGUAUUGAAGCAGCAGCCAUUGACAAAGAGAGAAGAGCCUCAGUAUUUGGAACGAUGGGAGAUGAUGAGCUUUAAGUUUAUAGAAGUUGCUUGGGGGGUUGUUUGGUUUUGUGGUUUGUUUUUUAUUUUUUUUCUAAAGGAUUGGAGCCAAGGGAAUUUCUCUCCUGCCUUGCACCACUCACUGCAAGGGCAUAAUAGGUAACUUAGUUAAGCAGGACUCCAGGAGGGUUCUGAUUGCAGAGUUCCCCAGUGGUUCUGUGGACUUUGCCAUCUUUCCCAAUGGAUGCAACUUCCAUCUCUGGCAUCUCAGGAUAACUGAAGCCUGUGAAGUGAGAAAGGUGCUGCCUUUGCUCUGGAAAAUCAAAAGUUUCAGAAUCAAAAGUGCAUCUAUAUCUGUAAUGGAAAAAUCCUUUACCCAUAAAUAAUUCUGAUGCUAGGAAUAGUUUCAAGCUGACUCCCAAAGCCAUGAGAGCAAGGGUUUGGCCUCCGAGCUUCAUCUUCCCUUUGCUUGUUUCAGUAUUUCAGCUUUUUGUGGCUUCUUCCAAGGUUUGUCACAUCCCAUGGUGAUAACAUUCCCAUUCCCUGCAUAUCCUUUGGUUUGCUCUGGUUAAAAAUCUCUUCCAUAGGACUAGAUUAAAUAUUAAUUAAUUGUAAAAUGUGGCAUGUUCUCCCACCAGCUAAGAGUUGUAGGGGUUGAACUCUUGUCAGUAAGGCACCUGGAGCUUGACAGCUGCCAGCACUCCCCCCAGCUGGCUCUGGGGACCUCAUGGUUUUCCUCUUGCUCCUCCCUGGUCCUGCUCUUCUCUCCUCUGCCCCACAAGAGAGCAGCACAGGGCUGGGAAGCAGUUGUGAUCUCUCCCUUGACAGUUUUAAGCAGAAUUGCCUGGGUUAUUCCAUCUACCAGUUUACUUGGCAACCAGUUUAAAUAAUGUAAUACACUUUUUUUUUUUUUUUUCUUCCCCUGAAUGUUCACACAAGAGAGAGCAACAGCCUGGAUGCUCUGCUGUACUUUUUAAACCUGACUUUGCAGACAGAAAGAGGAUUCUACUUAAACACCCCUUAAACACUUCCCUUCCCCCCCCC
Molecule: messenger RNA, 5443 nt
Organism: Calypte anna (Anna's hummingbird)
Lineage: Eukaryota; Metazoa; Chordata; Aves; Apodiformes; Trochilidae
Gene: SEC14L5
Product: SEC14 like lipid binding 5
Exons: 16
Coding region: 327-2492 (721 amino acids)
Cellular component (GO): cytoplasm
Source: RefSeq, a predicted model, not a curated record